Molecule: messenger RNA, 1043 nt
Organism: Serpula lacrymans var. lacrymans S7.9
Lineage: Eukaryota; Fungi; Basidiomycota; Agaricomycetes; Boletales; Serpulaceae
Exons: 2
Coding region: 547-786 (79 amino acids)
Source: RefSeq, a predicted model, not a curated record
GUACCGAGAUAACAAAGGAUGAGAGAACAACGAUUUAUUAUUUUUUAUUAUUUUCGUACUAUUCGAGUCGUAGUAACCUGUCUUUCCCACGGCGGAUAUGGCCUCGAUUACGUUUCAGGUAUUCUUGAGUGAUUGCCCACCAUCGCUACUAUCGUUGUUCGGUCCACCGCCUCUUCAUACCAGUAGUAAGUUCAUCCUACACACAUUGCCUGCCUUGUUAUCACAGAAACACAAUGAACAGAACGCUUCUGGCACUAUACCAUCUUAAUCACGAUCCCUCUUUUUCUUAUCGCGACGUUCGAGCAACCACUCGCCUCGUUCGCCGAUAUCUGCUUAUUCCCCUCAGGGCCAUCGUAUUUACCUCCAGCCUGAGUCCUCGCACGAACGUUGGCCCUCUACCCGAAUCCGCUAGUACUAGUAUAAACUAGAAGAAGUUGAGAAGUCGGCCUUAAAACUUGCUGAUGACAUGCUUUAUGCAACGUCCAUUCGACUUUUUUUCGGGGUGACUCCACCCUCUUUAUACUUCUUUCAUGGCGGUCCUACACGAUGCCACUAACCUGGUCCUGGCCUCGCCCCAACUUGAUCAUUAUACCCGGCCUGUCAACUGACCAGGCAAAUUCUCCUUGUUGUAUUUACACGUUCCAUACACGCCUUAGACGACCACAUGCCAGUGAUAACCAUCCGCUAAAAGAAGGUCCCCCCACUUCCCAUCAGUUCCGUUUUGCGUCUGCUGUCCAAAGAACUAAACAAUCAUGCUUUCAACACAAGUCUAGAGCUCAAGCCUAAGGACCGCCGAUAGCGCAUCAUUCACCGGUCGGCCAUCUUCACCCGUAUACGGCUUCCCCUCUCAGCUCAGCACCUUUCUCUCGCCGCAUCGUCGUACCUGUCCAUCUUAUCUUUUGCACAGGCGCCAACUGAUUGUCAGAUGAAGCAAAUGCCUGUGCCAUUUCCGGUCCAUGUUACCAUCGGAACAUUUCUACUUUAAUGAUGCUUCAUUUCAGGUAAGACGAACAGAUGGGCGUUUUCAUUGUGAUAAUGUUCAU